This is a messenger RNA of Suillus fuscotomentosus, 1734 nucleotides long. RefSeq lists its product as uncharacterized. NCBI's taxonomy places the organism in Eukaryota, Fungi, Basidiomycota, Agaricomycetes, Boletales, Suillaceae. Bases 1 to 1734 code for a protein of 577 amino acids. The record is from RefSeq and is a predicted model, not a curated record. The transcript is spliced from 15 exons.
AUGGCCAAUGCUCUUCACACUCUCCACAUCCAUGGUAUCACCGUCGAUUUUACCAAGUCGAAAUCGAAUAUAGAGUCUGCUGAAGUACGGAUUGGCGAAUCACAUUCGCCAAUUGAACUUAAACGCGAAGGGCCCGAAGGAAGGAGUUUGCGGUACACAUUUUCUCCACCCAGGGUGUUUUCUCGCGACGAAUUAUUUUCCUUACAUAUGCGGCACAAGAAUCAUUUUCUGAGAACCAAGCAUCAUAAAGACGUUACUUUCGACACAGAUGAGAUAUUCCAAUACAUCAAGUGGUAUAAAAAAAUCCGGAUCGUCGUCGACUUUUCCGAGAAUAUUUCAACUAAAACAGGUGUUGGCAAGUCAUCACUCAUCGACCACGUAUUUGGAGUAGGCGAACGAACAAUCGUUGAGCACGAUAGGCCAGGCGAGGCUUGCAUCGACGAUGAGUUCACCUCGCGUGAGAACGACAGGUUCGUUCUCCACGAUAGCAAAGGUUUCGAACCAGGGGAAGAAAAAAACCUCAAAAUAGUCCAAGAUUUUAUGGAACGUCGAAAGAACAUGCCAGAUUUGAAGGAUCAGCUGCAUGCUGUUUGGUGGGGAUUCUAUCUCGACCAUUCCGUUAUGAUACCCCGUGCGGGCGGACGUUUGCUGGAGACAGGAACGGAGGAUUUCCUGAAAUCGAAACUUGAAGGAACCUUGGGAAACGUCCCCGUUAUCGUCGUCCUUACUAAAUAUGAUAUACUCGUCGAUCGCGUGGAGCGAACUCUAAAUGAAGCCUAUCUCGAUGGAUUGAGCGAAAAAGCUAUCCAAGAACUCGUCAAGGAAGGAGCAGAAACAGAGGUGCAGAACACCUGCAUCGGACCUCUCGAGGAAUUCACAGGGUCUGAUAUUCCCCAUGCCACGAUCUCCAGUCCAUGCGUGCCUCUGAAGUGUAAUAUUGCAGCCGCAAAAGGCUACAAGGAGACACUCGCCGGCCUGAUCCAAAAAACUGAAACCUGUGUCAAUUUGCAUCUUGAGCCCGAUGCCGCGGUGAUGACCUCCGUCGCUCAGCGAGUGCAUCCUGGACUCAAAAUAAAGGCAUUGAUUAAGAUUGGCAAACAAAGAUAUUGGAAUGCGCUCAUGUCAUGCCCAACGUUCAAGAACAACCAGAUGAAGGAUUGUCUGCGUGUGCUUCAUAACGACAUUGUCGACGUGUGGAACUUCCGUGAUCCUCAUAAGUACUUGCGCAGCCAACAGUUCAGGGAUUUGAUGAUGACAAUGGUCGAUAACAUACAAGCUGAAUCCACCACCACGUCCAUGACAUUUGGGUCGUCCAUGUCCGGCCCUAUUGUGAGCAUGCUGGGCGCCUUGUCGGGACCUGCGGCUCCCAUCGUAGUACCAAUCGCAGCAGUCGCCGUAUUCGUCGCACAAUGGGUUUAUGAGGUAUACCAGAUAUCCGACGUGGUGCUUCAGCGCUUGAUGGCCUACAUCAUGCACUUGACGCUUGUGUUGCAGACACUUUUUUUCGUGUCAAAAAGCCGGGUACUCACUCGUAGGGCCAUCAAACUCGCGGAAGAGGUUCUCACUCGGAUUCAGGAUUAUGUCCAGGGAUUGGCUAUCUUGGCACACGCGGAUAAGGAUAUCUUGGAUAAAAUCGAAGAGAUGAUGCAAUUUUACGAGAUGGAUGCGGCACAAGUGUCCGAGCUUGAGGCAAAAAUCCCCGAUGUAGAUUUGUUACCAGACGAACCAUGGUAA